Messenger RNA from Salvia hispanica, 1123 nucleotides. RefSeq lists its product as uncharacterized. NCBI's taxonomy places the organism in Eukaryota, Viridiplantae, Streptophyta, Magnoliopsida, Lamiales, Lamiaceae. The record is from RefSeq and is a predicted model, not a curated record.
UCAUCUUUUAACGAAUGUGAUCCAUUUUUUUACGAAUUCUCUCCUUUUUGAGGGUGCACGAUUCUGCCUUUUUAUCCAAUCUCUGCCUGCUAUUACCUGCCACCGUUAAUUCCUGCCCUUCUCCCUCAAAAUUUCCCUCUUUUCUGUUAAUCUGAGUUUUAAUUUAAUUUUCCCAAUUGAAUUCCGUUGAUCUUCUCGCCGCCAAUGAAGGUUCACCCGUCGCCGAGGAAUCUCAACAUCACGCUCCGCUACGACGUCGCUUCGCUCCUCGCUCAGGCCAACGCCUGCCGGCAGAAGAAGCUUCUGCGGCUGCCGCACAUCUUCGCGAAAGUCCUGGAGCUCCCCUUCCACUCCGACGCCGACGUCUCGGUCGACGAGACGCCGGCGUCGAUCCGAUUCACCGCCGCCACGGACGACAUCAGCGGCGACGUCAGGGCCGACGCCGUCGCGAUCUACCCCGGCGUCACGAAGAUCGUCAUAAGGGGAAACGGCGUCGUUGACCUUUCAGGGACCGAAUUCGAGCUCGAUCUGUGGCGGUUCCGCCUGCCGCCCUCCACGCGGCCAGAGCUCGUGUCCGCCGCCUACGAGAACGGCGACCUAGUGGUGACCGUACCGAAAGGGGCGGAGCACGGUGGGGAUUUGGGAAAUCGGGGUAGGCUUGUUCUUGUACAGUAACUUCAUAUUAUUAUAUCCUCUUUCUCUAAAGCUCCAAUUCUCAAUUUCGAAAAAUGCUUAGUUUGUGAUACACAUACCCUGCACAAUUUUAAUUCCACUUAUAAUCAAUUUCGGCGUGAUUAAGAUGUUAGUGAAGUUAGGUUUUGUUCAGAACAUAAAUUGGGGUAAAAAUAAGCUCAAUCUUGAAGUCACUCGUUGUAUUUAGGAUUGAAUUUUAAUCUGUGUGGAAUUCAUUGUGUUUUGGGUGGAAUUUAUCUAGCAUGUUAUUGAUGUUUGUGAGGUGAUAUGUGAGAUUAUGUAAGAAUGGUGAAGCUCAGUUGCAUACUCUAUUAGCAUAGGCAUUUCUUUUUACUCCAUUUGUGUGUUGUACUUAUAUGACUAGCAUAGAAUGAACCAUAUCUGAGCUCCAUUGUUUGCAUCUUGAUGAAAUUUGUGUGAUUUUUUUACA